This is a messenger RNA of Gongylonema pulchrum, 561 nucleotides long. The record is from the annotation of a GenBank genome assembly. NCBI's taxonomy places the organism in Eukaryota, Metazoa, Nematoda, Chromadorea, Rhabditida, Gongylonematidae.
UUGUAUUUGUCGAAAUUUAUUUUCCAAAAUCCAUCAUCGCUGGUCUGCGGAGUUGUGCUGCUAUAUUAUUCACGUUGGGUGGAACGUCGAUUUGGUUCCAGUAAAUUUAUGAGCUUUAUUCUGCUGAAUCUCUUCCAAACAGUGGUCAUUGAAAUGUGUGUCUUUUUUGUCAUAUCACGAAUCUACAGUUACAUCCCAUCGUCAGUGUAUUUUGCUAUUGGACCGUAUGCUUUGCUCACCGCUCUCUAUCUGGCAUUUUUAACGGAGAUGCCGCUGGUACCACAUACGAGUUUGCUUGGCUUACCACUAUCGAUACACAUCCUACCGUUUAUCAUGUUCAUUCAGCUGUUCGAGUUAUCCAAGCGAAUACCGAUCUCGUGCGCAGCUGGUGCUUUGAGUUUUGUACUACAGCGAACGUUCUUCAGCAAAACGAAUCUCAUCCCGUCGUUCCUUACAAACAUCUUUUGUUCCACUGCAAAUCCGAUUGGUUGGUUCGCGCAAAAAUUCGCCGAAUUUGGUGAAAUCGAUUGGGAGUAUUUAAAUAUUAUUGAUUGCAUGUAA